AUGUGGUUUUCUACACUUAUUUUAAUUUUUCUUAUAUUAUUUGCCAAUUGUUCGAUUUUGCUGGAUUUGGAAAAAUCGCAUCAUCAUCAUAGUGAAAAUCAUAUCAAAACGCAUUGUUUCAGGUGAGGAAUUUUUGAAUUUCUGGGGGUUUCUGGGGAUUUAGCAGUAGAGCGCAUUUGCAAACUAAAAGAAUUUGCUGAGUUUGAAAAAUGCUUGCAGUUUUGCAGGUUUCCGAGCUUAAAAAUUCAAAUUUUUGGUUUUCGCGCGAAACAUUUUCAGAAUCUCAGUGGAGCGCGGUUGUAAUUUUAUCAUUGACAAAAAAAUUAAAGUUUUUGAAUUUCUGAAUUUUCUAAAGAUUUGUCAAUGGAGCGCAAUUGCACAUUUUUCAUUAUAUUUUGUAAAUAAAUUUCUGAAGUUGUACAACCGCCCUCUAUUGAGAAAUAUAAAAAAAUCUUGAAAAUUCAAAAUUUUAGAGCGCAAUUGCACAUUUUUAAUUUUUUUUGUUAAAUAUUCAAAAUUUGAAUUUCUAAGUUUUCCGGGGGUUUAUCAAUAGAGCGCAGUUGACUUUUCUCCCUCGAAAAAACGAAUUUUUGUUUGUGCAAACGCGCUCUAUUGAGUAAAAUCAGGAAAUCUUGAAAAUUUGAAUUUUGAAAGAAAAAAAAUAAAUUUGUGCAACUGCGCCCCAUUGAUAAUCAUCAAGAAAACUUUUAAAUUCAAAUUGUUUCCAGCUGUGCCUCAUUCGCCUAUUUACAACACUGGGACAAACUCCUAGCACACUAUUAUCCGCCAAAAAAUUUCACAGAUCAAUGCUGGUCACCAGGCAAAGAUAUUGGUAUAGUCCAAUGCAAUUCUGGGUGUUUCACGUUGGUAGAAGAAAUUGAGGGAUUGAAUAGUAUUGGUGAGUGAAAAAAACAGCUUCUUUCUCACCAACAUUUCCCCUACAUUUCAAAAACAGCCAUCUGGCCGAGUGGCUAGCGUUUUUGCCUGCCACCCACAAGACCUGGGUUCGAGCCCCCGCCUGCGCGCGAUCAUUUUUUUCUAUUUUGUUGCUCUUUUCCUCCUUUCAUGUAUGUGCUCAACUAAUCAAAAAGUGCAUUUUUUGGGGGCCGAAUUUUUCAUUAGCCAAAAGUCGUGUGUAAAAAUAAAAUAAAAAUGUAUGUGUGUGUGUGUGUUUGCAUUUAUUUAGAUAUGUAUAAAAAUAUAUGUAUCUAGAUACACAUUUAUGUUUCAGUUUCAGUUGAAUGACGAUGAAAAAACACGCGAGAAUGAAAUCGGAAUAAGAAUAAGAAUUGGAAUUGAAUUGACAUGGGCUUGGAAACGGGGAAAAUUUAAAAAAAAGGAAAAUUCUGGGAAAAUUUUUGAAUUUUCUGGGUCCCCGGGGAGUUUAUCAGUGGAGCGCGUUUGCAAAUAUGAGAAAAAUCAUGCUAGAACUUCAGGUAGAAAAGCAAAAAAAUUUGAAUUUUCUUGGUUCCCGGGGAGUUUAGCAGUGGAGCGCGUUUGAAAAGUUUUUUGAAUUUUCUUGAUUCCCAAUGAGUUUAUCAGUGAAGAAAAAGUUCACUAGAAAAUCAGGGAAAAUUUGAAAUUUCUGGUUUGCCAGGCAGUUAUCAAUAGAGCGUGAAUGCAAAAAUUUCAAUUUUUGAAGAUAAAGUGAAAAUUCGCUCUACUGAUAACUCCACGGGAAACCGGAAAAUUCAAAUUUUCCCUCAAAUUCUUCAAAACGCGCUCCACUGAGAAACAAGACGGGAAUGUGAAAAAUUCAAAUUUUGUUCAAAAAUAUGCAAUCACGCUCCAAUGAUAAACUCCCCGGGAAACCGGAAAAUUCAAAUUUUCUCCCAAAUUCUUCAGAACGCGCUCCACUGAGAAACAAGGCGGGAAUGUGAAAAUUUCGAAUUUUUUUCGGUGAAAAUUUUUCAAAAAAUGAAGUUUAAAAAGAUUAUUAUCAAUAGAGCGAGCUUGCGUUUUAUUUUUAAAAAUCUGAAUUUUUGAAUUUAUGACGUGGCAAUUUUCAUUUUUCUAUUCUGAAUUAGUCUCAACUUCCUUAUUUUCGGAAUUCUCAGUACCCACCUAAUAAAAAAGCGCACUUUUCUCUGCGUCUCUCAAAUUUGCCCAUUCUUUCACCCCAUUUUUCCCCAUUUUUCAAAAUCAUUUGUCGUAAUUUCUAAUGAGGUCUCUAGAUAUAUUUGUUUGUUUGUUGCUUUGACAUAAUAAUAUUAUAUAUUUCUAUUAUUAGUAGUAUUUUCAUAUUUUUCUAAGGCUUGUGUUUGGUUGUAAAAGGGACCUGAGAAAAACAAUGGAAUCGUUAAGAAGGUGUGUAGAAAUAUUGGUUUUUUCCUAGUUUUUUUGGACCGGAAAUGAAUAAAAGAGACAGAUCCAUCAAUGUCAUCAUUGAAAUUUGAAAUGUAUGCACACGGAGCACUGAAAAAUGCUACAAACUCAUUAAAAUUGCAUUGUUUGAAUAGGCAAAACAUAUCUUUUUUGGGGGGAACGCAGGGGACCUGAAUUCAAAAACAAAAUUGUGGCGUGAAAAAUCAAAAAAAAUUUGCCGCGGGCGGGGAUCGAUCCUGCCACCUUGUGGGGCAAAAGCGAACGCGUAACCGCCUGAGCUAAAGGGUGAUUUUGGAGUGUAAUUGAAUUUCCCUUUUAUAAUCGCCUUCUCGCUACAGUACUAGAUUUUAAAGGUGCAUCAAAAAAAUUCGAAAAUUUAUAAAUUUCAAUUUUUUUUCGCUACAGUACCAGAAUUUUAAAGACGCAUCAAGAAAAAUCGAAACAAAAUUAUUAUUCUGAAAAAAAAUAGAAUCAGAAUCAGCAUUCUCAGAUUUUCCGGAAAAUUCUAAAUAGCCACAGUACCAAAUUUUUAAAGGCACAUAGCACAGAAAUUAGAAUCUUUUUCGCUACAGUACUUAUUUUUAAAGGGGUAUCAAGAAAAAUCGAAACAAAAUUAUUUUGAAAAAAAAUUGGAUCAGAAUCAGCCCAGAAAAAUUCAGGAAUCUGGAUUUGUUUUCGCUACAUUACUAAUUUUUAAAAGCGCAUGAAAAAAAUCCAAAAAAUUUGAAUCAGAAUCGGCUCAGAUUUUCCGGCAAAUUCUAAAUAAUUACUUACAGUACCAAAUUUUUAAAGGAGCAUAGCACAAAAACUUGAAUUUUUGUCCAAAAAUAUCAGAAUUUCCUAAAUUUUCUCACCAAAAAUCCCAAAUUUCCAGAUUACGAAGAUAACGAAAGUCAUCGCGGUGUUCUACGCGGCUGCAUGGAUCGUCUCCUACUUUUCGGGCUCGACGCCGACGUUCGAAACGUGCUCUCCUCUUAUGAAAAUCAUCGAUUGUGUCGGAGAACAGAUCGAAAAAUUCUCAGGUUAAUACAGUUGUCCGGAAAAACCGAUACGGUAAGUUAGCCUAAGUUGCCACGUGAAUAUGUUUUUAAAACUUCAUAUUUUAUUUCUAGGUCACAUUCUGCUCGUGCGUCGGUGAUUUUUGCAAUGAACACGACAUGUUGGGGGCCUUAAAUCACUCAUCCAAAUUUUCGCCGAUCUUUCUAAUAUUUUUGGGAAUUUUCAUAUUCUAUACGUGUCUUUCUAAUUGA
This is a messenger RNA of Caenorhabditis angaria, 3575 nucleotides long. The record is from the annotation of a GenBank genome assembly. NCBI's taxonomy places the organism in Eukaryota, Metazoa, Nematoda, Chromadorea, Rhabditida, Rhabditidae.